AUGAAGAGCCCAGCCUCUGGCCACAUGUGGAGCAUUGUGUCGGUCUUGCCCUCGCUACUGGCUGUGCUUCAGACCACCACUGCCACGAAGAAUGGCAUCGACAUCUACAGCCUGACGGUAGACUCCCGGGUGUCUUCCCGAUUUGCCCAUACUGUUGUUACCAGCCGGGUGGUCAACAGAGCCAGUGAUGCUCAAGAAGCUACCUUCCAAAUAGAGCUACCCAGGAAAGCCUUCAUCACCAACUUCUCCAUGGUCAUUGAUGGCGAGACCUACCCAGGGAUUGUCCAAGACAAGGCUGCAGCCCAGGAGCAGUACAGUGCCGCAGUGGCCCGGGGAGAGAGCGCUGGCCUCGUCAAGACCACUGGGAGACAGACAGAGCAGUUCCAAGUGUCAGUCACCGUGGCUCCUAAUGCCAAGAUUACUUUCGAACUGGUAUACCAGGAACUGCUCAGGCGGCAACUGGGAACAUAUGAGCUCCUCCUCAAAAUAAAGCCACAGCAGCUGGUCAGGCACCUUCAGAUGGACAUCCACAUCUUCGAGCCUCAGGGUAUCAGCUUCUUGGAGACAGAGAGCACCUUCAUGACCCAGGAGCUGGCAGAUGCCCUUACCACCUCACAGAACAAGACCAAGGCACACGUCCGGUUCAAACCAACACUCUCCCAGCAGCAAAACUCUCAACAUGAGCAGGACACAAUCCUGGACGGGAACUUCAUUGUCCGCUAUGAUGUGGACCGGUCUGUCUCGGGGGGCUCCAUUCAGAUUGAGAACGGCUACUUCGUGCACCACUUUGCCCCUGAGGACCUUCCUACAAUGCCCAAGAAUGUGGUCUUUGUCAUUGAUAAAAGCGGAUCCAUGUCAGGCAAGAAAAUCCAGCAGACUCGAGAAGCCCUAAUCAAGAUCUUGAAUGACCUCAGCCCCAAAGACAAGUUCAACCUCAUUGUAUUCAAUGAGGAAAUAACCCAAUGGAUGCCAUCCCUGUUGGAAGCCUCAAAAGAGAACUUGAAGGAGGCCACAAUCUACGCUUCCAAGAUCGACGCUCUGGGAGGGACCAACAUCAAUGACGCGAUGCUAAUGGCUGUGAGGCUGCUGGACACCAGCAACCAGGCUGAGCUACUGCCCUCGGGGAGUGUCUCCCUCAUCAUCCUGCUCACGGACGGGGAACCCACCUCGGGGGAGACGAAUCCCGCAACUAUCCAGAAGAACGUUCAUGAAGCCAUCAACAACAAGUACAGUGUCUUCUGCUUGGGCUUCGGGUUUGAUGUCCACUAUCCUUUCCUGGAGAAGCUGGCACAGGACAAUGGUGGCCUGGCCCGGCGCAUCUAUGAGGACUCAGACUCUGCACUGCAGCUCCAGGACUUCUACCAUGAAGUAGCCAACCCGCAGCUAUUGGCAGUGACCUUUGAAUACCCCAGUGAUGCUGUGGAGGUGGUCACGCAGGACAGGUUCCGACACCACUUUAAGGGCUCAGAGAUGGUGGUGGCUGGGAAGCUCCAGGACCAGGGCCCUGAUGUCCUCUCAGCCAAAAUCACUGGGCAGAUGCAUAUGCAGAACAUCACUUUCCAAACGGAGGCCAGCGUGGCCCAAAAGGAGGAGGAGUUCCAGAGCCCCAAAUACAUCUUUCACAACUUUAUGGAGAGACUCUGGGCAUUACUGACCAUAAACCAACAGCUGGAGCAGAGGUCUUCAGCAUCAGGUGACGAGUUAAAGGCCCUUGAGUCCCAAGCUCUGAAUCUGUCACUCACAUACAAUUUUGUCACUCCUCUUACACAUAUGGUGGUCACCAAACCUGAAGGCCAAGAGCAAUUUCAAGUUGCUGAGAAGCCUGUGGAAGCCGAUAACGGACGAAGGAAUGUCUUCUUAGGAGCAUCCAAAGUUCCUGUGGUUUCAAGUCAAGCUGUGUUACGAAGCAUGGACAAAGAUAAAGAAAGCGCCACACCAGAUGAAGCCCCCCCGCCAGCCCACUUGCAGGCUCCUGCUGUCAUCUUGCCGCUUCCUGGAUCCAGUGAGGGCCAGCUCUGUGUGGACAUCACACGUUCUCACGUGCCCAUGAAGCUGUUCAUAGACCCUGGUCAAGGGCUUUUGGUGGCAGGUGUGUAUGAGAAUGGCAUUUUCUCAUGGAUCAGUGUGCGCAUCCAAGAGCCUCCCCUUUUUGUGGAGGCAACCCCUAAACACUUGGUGGUGACUCGGGACCGAAAAAACACCGCGUACAAGUGGAAGCAGACACUGUACUCUGCAUUACCUGGCUUGAAGAUAACCAUGGACAAGACGGGGCUCCUGCAGUUCAGUGGCCCAGACAGAGUAAACAUUGCCCUCUUGCCUGUGGAUAACCCUCAAGAUGGAUUGAUACUCCUUGUGAAUGACACUCAACACUUCUCCAACAGCACUGAUGGAGAACUCGGUCAGUUUUACCAGACUAUCAUCUGGGACCCACCAGGUGGACCAGAUAACACGGUACGGACUCUCAGAGUUCAGGGAACAGAGUACUCUGCUACUAGACAGCUCAAGUUGAAAUACCCAGAAACAGAGAUUUCCUGCUGGACCGUGAAGAUCUAG
This is a messenger RNA of Peromyscus californicus insignis, 2553 nucleotides long. It is a transcript of the gene Itih4, whose product is annotated as inter-alpha-trypsin inhibitor heavy chain 4. The transcript has 21 exons. Gene Ontology annotation, biological process: hyaluronan metabolic process. The coding region runs from base 1 to 2553 and encodes 850 amino acids. The record is from RefSeq and is a predicted model, not a curated record. Lineage: Eukaryota; Metazoa; Chordata; Mammalia; Rodentia; Cricetidae. Gene Ontology annotation, molecular function: serine-type endopeptidase inhibitor activity.